GUUUCCACUUGUUGCAAGCAGUGACAUUUUAGCUUGCCCGCUACGACGCUGAUUGACUCCCCAUUGACCCCUCCGAAGCCGAAGACUCCAGGAUCCCUCUCCAAAGUUUCGUCAUUACCUCAGCCCGCAGGUACUUUCUUUAUUUGACCCCCUCCUUCCCCCCCCAUUGGAAAUCCCUCUCCGUUGAGUAAUCUCUUCUUCUCCAACUCAUUUCAUCUUGCCUUUUGCUUCUUGUUCUUCCAAACAACCCAACGCUUGAGGAAUCUCGUAAACUAAGAUACCCUACAAAAGCUUACAAGAUGUCUGGACCUGUCGCUCGCCUAGCGAACAUCAUUGUUGGCGGAGCUGUGAAGCCGGGCUCCCAGUCCCAAUCCCAAAGUCAGACAAGUGCUAACGAUGCUCCAAGCGCUGAUAUCGGCCUCAUCGGCCUGGCCGUCAUGGGUCAGAACCUGAUCCUCAACAUGGCCGACCAUGGCUUCACCGUCUGCGCCUUCAACCGUACCGUUUCCAAGGUCGACGACUUCCUUGCCAACGAGGCCAAGGGCAAGUCGAUCGUUGGUGCCAAGAGCACCGAGGAGUUCGUCUCCAAGCUCAAGUCCCCCCGCCGCAUCAUGCUCCUCGUCCAGGCCGGCAAGCCCGUCGAUGACUGGAUCGAGACCCUCCUCCCCCUCCUCGAGAAGGGCGACAUCAUCAUUGAUGGCGGCAACUCUCACUUCCCCGACAGCAACCGCAGGACAAAGUACCUUGCCUCCAAGGGCCUCCACUUCGUUGGUUCCGGUGUCUCUGGUGGUGAGGAGGGUGCCCGCUUCGGCCCUUCGCUCAUGCCCGGUGGUGAUGAGGCUGCCUGGCCUCACAUCAAGGACAUUUUCCAGGCCAUUGCUGCCAAGAGCGACGGCGAGGCCUGCUGCGAGUGGGUCGGUGACGAGGGUGCUGGCCACUACGUCAAGAUGGUCCACAACGGUAUUGAGUACGGUGACAUGCAGCUCAUCUGCGAGGCCUACGAUAUCAUGAAGCGCGGUCUCGGCCUUUCCAACAAGGAAAUGGGUGAUGUGUUUGCCAAGUGGAACAAGGGCGUUCUCGACUCUUUCCUCAUUGAGAUCACCAGGGAUAUCAUGUACUUCAACGACGACGAUGGCACUGCUCUCGUCGAGAAGAUUCUCGACAAGGCUGGCCAGAAGGGUACCGGCAAGUGGACUGCUGUCAACGCCCUUGACCUGGGCAUGCCUGUCACCCUCAUCGCCGAGGCUGUCCUUGCUCGCUGCCUGUCUGGCAUCAAGGAGGAGCGUGUCAAGGCCUCCACCAAGCUCGAGUUCGUCGGCCGUGCCAACAAGUUCGAGGGUGAUAAGGAGCAGUUCUUGGAGGACCUCGAGCAGGCUCUCUAUGCUUCCAAGAUCAUCUCUUACGCCCAGGGCUUCAUGCUCAUGCAGGAGGCUGCUAAGGAGUACGGCUGGAAGCUCAACAAGCCUUCCAUUGCCCUCAUGUGGCGUGGCGGUUGCAUUAUCCGCUCCGUCUUCCUGAAGGACAUCACCGCUGCGUACCGCAGCAACCCCGAUCUCGAGAACCUUUUGUUCGACGACUUCUUCAACAAGGCCAUCCACAAGGCCCAGCCCGGCUGGCGUGAUGUUGUCGCCAAGGCUGCUCUCCUUGGUCUUCCCACUCCCGCUUUCUCCACUGCUCUGUCGUGGUUCGACGGUUACCGCACCAAGGACCUCCCCGCGAACCUGCUCCAGGCUCAGCGCGACUACUUCGGCGCCCACACCUUCCUGAUCAAGCCCGAGUACGCCAGCGAGAAGUACCCCGAGGGCAAGUACAUCCACGUUAACUGGACUGGCCGCGGCGGCAACGUUUCCGCUUCCACCUACCAGGCAUAAAGAAAGAGGUGUGGUAUGGAAUGGGCACGAUAUGAUGGUGAUGAGACGAUCUAGACAUAGGAAACGGUUGCUUCAUUGUUUUGGCAACUAAAGAAAGGGUAAACACGCAAGAUGGAUGAGCCAUGAUGUCCAUUUAUGGUAUGGACUG
This is a messenger RNA of Neurospora tetraspora, 2019 nucleotides long. Its product is annotated as 6-phosphogluconate dehydrogenase. Bases 300 to 1871 code for a protein of 523 amino acids. The record is from RefSeq and is a predicted model, not a curated record. Gene Ontology annotation, biological process: pentose-phosphate shunt, oxidative branch; pentose-phosphate shunt. NCBI's taxonomy places the organism in Eukaryota, Fungi, Ascomycota, Sordariomycetes, Sordariales, Sordariaceae. Gene Ontology annotation, cellular component: cytosol. Gene Ontology annotation, molecular function: phosphogluconate dehydrogenase (decarboxylating) activity; NADP binding. The transcript has 5 exons.